GAUUCCACAACACAAGCACUUACAAAAGAAACUAAAAAAUAAAAAGAAAAAUACACUAAACUUUUCCUUCUUUCUUGCUUUCUUCCUUUCUUGCUCCUCCAUUUUCUUGAAUCUAAAUACUAUGGCUGGAAAAAGAAACCAAAUAACCAGCCCUAUCGGAAGCCCCUUGUCAGGGAAUAUCUCUGAUAGCUCUUCCAAAGAGCAAGACCGAUUUCUCCCUAUCGCCAACGUUAGCCGUAUCAUGAAAAAAUCACUUCCUGCAAAUGCAAAAAUAUCCAAAGAAGCUAAAGAAACCGUUCAAGAAUGUGUUUCUGAGUUCAUAAGCUUCAUCACCGGUGAAGCCUCCGAUAAGUGUCAAAGAGAAAAAAGAAAGACCAUUAAUGGCGACGAUCUUUUAUGGGCUAUGACUACACUAGGGUUUGAAAAUUAUGUGGGUCCGUUAAAGAUUUAUCUCAACAAAUAUAGAGAAACUGAAGGAGAGAAAAAUUCUAUGGCUAGACAAGAAGAUCAAUCUCCGCUUGCAACUAAUGACGAAAUUAACAAAGUAAAUAGUUCUUUUUCAACUGAGGUUGACUUGCAGACCUUUAAUGGCGGAUUUUAUUCACUUGGGGCGCAAGUAAUUACUCCUAAAAGCGGCUAUGGAUAUAACUGAAGGUUUGUUGGGUAUGGAGAGAAUUUGGUGGUGCAGGUAAUUUUCAAUAUGAAUGGCAGCUAUUAGAAAUAUUAAUUAAUUAAUGUAUACAUAUAUAUAUAAAUAUCCAUGUAUGAAAAUAUAUUUAUGUUUAAGUCCAUUUCCUGCCUUUGAUCAAUUAUAUAUGAGCAUAUGUGAAAAUAGAGAAUUUCUAUGAAAUAUUUUUAUUUGAGAGAUGCGAUUUCACUAAA
Jatropha curcas is the source of this 882-nucleotide messenger RNA. RefSeq names its product nuclear transcription factor Y subunit B-1. Gene Ontology annotation, molecular function: protein heterodimerization activity; DNA-binding transcription activator activity, RNA polymerase II-specific; RNA polymerase II cis-regulatory region sequence-specific DNA binding. Gene Ontology annotation, biological process: regulation of transcription by RNA polymerase II. Gene Ontology annotation, cellular component: nucleus; CCAAT-binding factor complex. Lineage: Eukaryota; Viridiplantae; Streptophyta; Magnoliopsida; Malpighiales; Euphorbiaceae. The record is from RefSeq and is a predicted model, not a curated record.